Talaromyces marneffei is the source of this 3408-nucleotide messenger RNA. RefSeq lists its product as uncharacterized. Gene Ontology annotation, molecular function: DNA binding; DNA-binding transcription factor activity, RNA polymerase II-specific; zinc ion binding. Gene Ontology annotation, biological process: regulation of DNA-templated transcription; DNA-templated transcription. The record is from RefSeq and is a predicted model, not a curated record. The transcript has 5 exons. Bases 1 to 3408 code for a protein of 1135 amino acids. Lineage: Eukaryota; Fungi; Ascomycota; Eurotiomycetes; Eurotiales; Trichocomaceae.
AUGUCUGAAUCCACCCUCGAAUCUCGGUCGUCCUCCAGUCGACAUUUGGUCGGCGGGGGACGUCAAAUAACUCGGAAUCGCGCAAGUUAUAGUUGCCACACAUGCCGCAGGAGGAAGGUCAAAUGCGACAAGAUUCACCCGAUUUGCGGAAAUUGUUCGAAAAACGGAGCAGAAUGCGUCUACGACACCGGAACGCUAAAGAAGCACGACGAGAUCGAUGCCGACGACGAGCACAAUCACCAUGGCGUCAAAAGACGAAGGCAGAUGCUACGAUCUGUCGAUGAAGCAGACGAAGACUCCAAAAAUACAAUAGGCGAGCGGGGUCAAGCAGACUUCAAAGGCGGCUCGCAAGCCAUCGCAGCUCAACUCAACAAGCUCACUAGCAUGAUUGAGAAUCUGAGCAAGGCCAAAGGACCUUUGCCGGUGGAGGAGAUGAGUCGCCAACUGCAGGCAAUCAGUCAGGAUGUUGAUCAACAGACUUCUAUUGGGUCGCGGAUAGCUUUGUCCCAGACAUCUGCGUCGAAUAAAAUGUCUAGUUCUCGAGAUACGAGUCCUCGUCGCACGGGAGAUUCGAGCGGGGAUGAGUUUCCUGUGCCGGCAGGCAAUGCUACUGAUCCCGUGGAUCCUGUUGGGUUAAAUUUGGGUCAUUUAAGUCUCGAGGACGGCAGAUCAAGAUAUGUCGGUACAACAUAUUGGGCUUAUAUUUCAGACGAGAUCAACGAACUUAAUCAACUAUUACGUGAACAACACGAAUCACGUGAAGUACCUCCAUCCAACGAUGGUGCUACGGAUGCUAUCAUGGUCUCUGUGGACCAGCCUAUGGCGACAAACCCCUCCUAUCCACCUGGUCGUCAUCAGUAUCGAUCGUUAACUGGUGGCCAUCAGUUAAAUAGGGCACUUUUGUUCUCGGGGGAAUCUCCAACCGCCCUUGAUAAAAACGUCGAACCAUACAUGCUAGAAGAUAUGCCGACUCGGAGGCAAAGCGAUAUUCUAUACAAAGGCUUCAUGUCUGGUGUCCAUGCUAUAAGCCCGGUAUUACAUCCUCCUACGAUAUUACAAUCCUAUUAUGCGUUCUGGGAUUGGUACGAUCAUGGCAGCUAUUCGGGCGAACGUUGUCCUGAUACUACUUUUAUUCCACUGCUUUAUGCUAUGUGGCAUGGCGGAUCGGUCACAAUUUCGAUUCAUACGAUUAAAGCUGAGUUUCCGAAUGUUUCAGGUCGCUCUGAACUAUGCGACCCACUUCACGAUCAUGUUGUGACAUGGCUUGAUAAGAUAUCCUUUCCACGCAACCCAUCUUUGCAUGGACUAGUUGCUUUCCUCAUCACCAAGACCAUCCUGUCUCGAGAAGAGGAACCUCUAGCGAGCAGUCUUUUUAUCAGCACUGUGCUAAGAGUGGCUCAAGCUAUGGGUCUCCACCGGGAUCCUGCUCAGUUCGGCAUCAAAUCUAGCGAAGCCGAGACACGAAGAAGAAUAUGGUGGCAUAUCAUUCACAUGGACGGUGUCGUUGCUAUGUCUUCCGGACUACCCCCUCUAGUCUGCGACGAGAGCUAUUGGGAUGUGCGUGAGACCAGUGAAGUUAAAGACACGUUGUUAGGGACACCGCAAGCCGAGCAAUAUUCUAGACUGGUGGAAAGUAAUUUGAGGCCGCCUGACAAUCCUGAUGAUCCGACUGUUUGUGAUGGUAACUCGAUGGUCAACGUAUUUUACCUUUGCGCGAGGGGGAAAUACGUAAUGGCUCGAGCUGUCCGAAGAAUUAUGAAAAUCCAGCUAGGAACGAAACCAGUCACAGGUCGGGAUAUGGAAGAAUUGAGAUCGAUUCUUGUAGAUCUUCAAUUCCAAUUAAAUUCACUCAUCAAUCGCAUUCCACUUGCACAGCACCCGAACUCCUUUGGAAGUACAAGUACAUCUCCUGGAAAGGCCGUCCUCACUCCCCCUCAAGGUCGAAUUGAGCAAGGUUUAUUGCCCGAUGACGGUCCCGGCGGUUGCUCAGAACAAUAUCACACGCCGGUUCUCGUGGCAUUCCAUAAAUGGGCACGAAUUCUCCUUUCGUUAUUUCUGGAUAAAGCGUUCUGUGUUGCUUACCAACCAUUUCUCAAGAAUGCAAGAAGUCGGAUAUGGCCUACAGCACGACAAGGUGCUCUGCGACAUUGCCACGGCUUUAUGGAAAAGUUUAUUGCAUUAGCAACAGAUCCCGACUUUCAGCCCUUUCAGUGGAGUUGGCCUGGAAAUCACCAGCCAAUGCAUGCCACCAUGAUAAUGCUGAUCGAUCUGUACGAGCGGCCCAGUAGUCCUGAAGCUCUACGGUCAAGGGCAUUUAUCGAUAAGAUAUUUUCAAUCAGUGGACCGGAUGGCGGCGUCGUCGGCGGGGAAGACGGCGUCACUACAGCGCGGCCAUUAAAGGAUGGUGGCCGAGAGGCAUGGGACAUGAUGCGACGAUUACGCGAAAAGGCAUGGCAGAAAGCUGGCCUCAAUCCACAACAACUAUGGACAGAGCAGGCUCAAAUCCAGGCUGGAGUUGGUCAUAAUUCGACGCGUACAACGCAACGAUCAUCUCAUGCGAGAAGACCGAUAGAUACUGCAACGUCACUUGUUGUGAAGCCUGCUGGUGAUUCACAAGUUGCAGACUUUAAUAGAAGGUUCUUUGAGAUGACCAGGAAUCAUGUACUGCCUAAUCCUGUUGUCUCGUCUCUGAGACAGAAAUCCCAGGCGCAAGCUGGGCCGUCGCCUGUGUUGUCGCGUUCGAAUGUGCCCAUGUUUGCGACACAACUACAACCGCAACCACAACUCACCAAUGUAUCCCCGCCUACCGCUGGUUUCAUGCCAAAUCCGUCUCUUGAUGGUCAAAGUCUCGACGCAACUCUAGCCCUCGCCAAUCUCGCAUCAGGGACAAUGGUGAGCAGCUCAAACCCGCAGACUUUUAUUCAACAACGACCGCAACAACAACCAUACCGCCAACCUACCCAACCAUCCCAAACCUACCCUAUAAUGCAAACAGCAUCGCCAUCCUCUUCCUCUCCCUCCGCUACAAACACCACCACCUUCUCCCCCCUCAACUCCCCCCAAACCACCCCUGCCGCCGUUGCCGCCGUAACAACCAGCCCUUCAGCAGGCGCACUCUCAGCGCCAACACCACCCUCCAUGAUCGACCCCAAUCUAACCUUUGACUGGGACCAAUGGGACGCCGUAUUCGGGCAGCAAUUACCCAUGGCCGACGAACUUGUUGAAUUGGAUCCUGUGGCUGGCGGCCUGGGACUAGGGAUGUUGAACAGUAACGAUUUGGGGAUUGAGUCGUUUGCUCAUUCCACACAGAAUAUAGGUUUUGGUAAUAACGUUGGAGGAGGUGGUGGUGAGAUGGCGACGACGCCUGCGAGUGAUGUAUGGCGGGAUUUUGAGACGUGGCAGUACUAA